UUAUUGUUUCCCCACCUUCAAAAAAUCUUUUUAAAUCAUCAACACUAAAUAUUCACGGAAUAAUUCAUUGGCAUCAAAUCCUUAGUAAUGCACGAUUAACUGCUGUGGAUGAAGAAGCAGCUGACUUCCUUCAUUUAGUUUGA
This is a messenger RNA of Diversispora eburnea, 143 nucleotides long. NCBI's taxonomy places the organism in Eukaryota, Fungi, Glomeromycota, Glomeromycetes, Diversisporales, Diversisporaceae. The record is from the annotation of a GenBank genome assembly.